Messenger RNA from Trypanosoma conorhini, 744 nucleotides. Its product is annotated as ubiquitin-conjugating enzyme protein. Gene Ontology annotation, biological process: ubiquitin-dependent protein catabolic process; protein polyubiquitination. Gene Ontology annotation, molecular function: ubiquitin conjugating enzyme activity. The record is from RefSeq and is a predicted model, not a curated record. The transcript has a single exon. The coding region runs from base 1 to 744 and encodes 247 amino acids. NCBI's taxonomy places the organism in Eukaryota, Euglenozoa, Kinetoplastea, Trypanosomatida, Trypanosomatidae.
AUGUCGGCAGUGCCUCACCUACAAAAGCAGCUGCGGGAGCUGACGACGAGUCCCCCUGCCGGUUUCCGCGUCGAAUCGGAGGACCUCUUCACCUGGACGGUGUGGUUCUCUGGUCCCGAAGGCACCCCGUAUGCGCCGGGAAUAUACAAGGCGGAGCUCCGUUUUCCAAAGGAGUUCCCGAUGGAGCCACCGGUGUUCAAGGUUCUUUCCUCCUUUUGGCACCCCAAUGUUUACACCGACGGCAAGGUGUGCAUCUCCAUUCUUCACCCGCCUGGCGAGGACGAGAUGAAUACGGAGGAGACGGCCAUGAUGCGCUGGACGCCGAUACAAACGAUCCGCUCGGUUUUAUUGUCGGUUGUUUCACUGCUCAGUGACCCUGACCCAAAGGAUGCGGGCGCACCCGCAAAUGUUGGGGCGUUGGUUCAGUACCGCAAAGACCGUGCGGCGUUUAACUCCCUCUGCCAGGAGCUAGCCCAGAAGUCGCUGUCAGAGCUUCCACCGAAUUUUGUUCCGCCUCAGCACGAAGAUCGUGCGGAGUGUCCUGUGAACUACAUCGCCGCCGUGGAAAUGGACUACGAGGAUGAGUCUGAUACAGAGGCGCGUACUGUCUCGAACUGCUUUGGCGACGAACUGCGCCAGCUUCGGGAGAUGGGCGUUGCGCCAGAGAAGUCAGACAGUGAACUGCUCGGGCUGCUUGCGGAAGUGAAGGGCGACGUGGCUACACUGAUGGAACGGUUAAUGUGA